Molecule: messenger RNA, 1531 nt
Organism: Amphimedon queenslandica
Lineage: Eukaryota; Metazoa; Porifera; Demospongiae; Haplosclerida; Niphatidae
Product: alkylglycerol monooxygenase-like
Exons: 12
Coding region: 2-1396 (464 amino acids)
Biological process (GO): lipid biosynthetic process
Cellular component (GO): endoplasmic reticulum
Molecular function (GO): iron ion binding; glyceryl-ether monooxygenase activity
Source: RefSeq, a predicted model, not a curated record
AAUGGGUGUGGCUCAACACCAACAAAACAAAAUAAUUUAUGACAAAAUGAACUUCACCACUCUGUCUUCAUGGAGUUUGAGCCCCAACUCUUCACUGAUCCCGCCUCUGGCUCUGUUUUAUCUGGUUCCUCCACACGUCUCAUCUUUCCAGACACUAGACAAGGCCCCUGAUUACGUAACAGAUGUAACUCCAUACUUCUUCAUCUUGAUAUUACUGGAGAUGAUAACUCGCUGGGUACAAGGGCUCCCUAGGUUACAUUUAAAUGACUCCAUAGGCUCUCUCUCAGCUGGAAUGUUCAUGCUAAUGCUUAACUUGGUUCUAUUUCAGAGCAUUGAGCUAGUCGGAUAUGUAUGGGUCUACAACAAUUACAGGCUGUUCUCUUUGCCGUGGGACUCCCCUCUUACGUGGUGGAUCGCUCUACUUGGAGUGGACCUGGCGUAUUAUUGGUUUCACAGAAUGGCACAUGAAGUUAAUCUGUUCUGGUCUGCCCAUCAAGCUCACCACAGUUCUGAAGAGUAUAACCUCACCACAGCACUGAGGCAGUCCUCCUUCCAGAGGUUUGGAUCAGCAUGGUUUUAUCUUCCACUGGCGCUUUUCAUGCCUCCUACACAUUACCUUGUACACAAAGAGUUCAAUCUCCUUUAUCAGUUCUGGAUUCACACUGAGUGCAUAGGGACAUUAGGACCAUUAGAGUAUGUAUUGAACACUCCUUCUCAUCACAGGGUCCAUCAUGGUAGGAAUAGGUACUGUAUUGAUAAGAACUAUGCUGGUGUCCUGAUAAUAUGGGAUAGGAUGUUUGGCACAUUUGAGAAAGAGAGAGACACAAAGAUUCACUACGGUCUGGUGCACAAUCUGAAGAGCUUUAACCCAGUCUGGGUACAGGUCCACCAUUAUGUGUAUUUGGUGAAGAAACUAUUCUCAGCCAAGAGUUUCUCAGAGUGUGUUCAUAUACUGUUCAAAGGGCCAGGCUGGUCUCCUGGAAAACCAAGACUUGGUGAGCCACAUGAGAUCCCUGAGAUACCUCAUGAUACUACCAAGUACAAUCCCCCUGUCCCUCUCUGGGUAACUGUCUAUCAUUUCUAUAACUUUGCUGUCCUUCUUGUUGCCAGCUAUUUACUUGGAUUGAUAAAAUCAGAAUUACCAUAUGUUGUUGCUUUGUGUGCUGUGCUGUAUUUCUUGUAUUCCUUGACAUGUAUUGGCUUGAUUCAUGAUCACCAUCCUCUAGGGCCAUUUUGUGAGAUAAUGAAGUUAUUGAUAUUAAUAUCUUGUGAUGCCUAUUUUGGUUUUUAUUUAUCAGAGUCUCUACUGAUUCAAGGGAUGAGAGUGUUUGCUAUGUUCUCUCUCAUUGUCUGGCUUAGAGUUCUGUUCAAACAAGUAAAGGGUAAAAGGGACUGAUGGACUUGCUAUAUGUGUGCAUUUUAUACUACCAUAUUGUUGUUUUUAUUAUUAUUAGUAGUAGUAGUAUUGAGAUUUUAUUGUGUAAUUUCUAUUUCCUUGUGUUGUGAAAUGUUUUCGAGUUUGCCUUCAACU